Messenger RNA from Bufo gargarizans (Asiatic toad), 5676 nucleotides. RefSeq names its product potassium calcium-activated channel subfamily M regulatory beta subunit 1 (gene KCNMB1). NCBI's taxonomy places the organism in Eukaryota, Metazoa, Chordata, Amphibia, Anura, Bufonidae. The record is from RefSeq and is a predicted model, not a curated record. The transcript is spliced from 4 exons. Gene Ontology annotation, molecular function: calcium-activated potassium channel activity; potassium channel regulator activity. Gene Ontology annotation, cellular component: voltage-gated potassium channel complex; membrane. Gene Ontology annotation, biological process: detection of calcium ion; potassium ion transport. Bases 191 to 817 code for a protein of 208 amino acids.
GCCAAGAAUAGCAUGGAGCGCUCUUCCUUUACUGGACACUUGUUAACAAUUUCUUUACUGGAAUAUGGAAAAGUGAGCAGAAUCUCAAGAAGUAACAGAAGUAAGCACUACUAUACACUUUACAAAGAAAAAGACCACAUACUUCUGUUGUUGGACUGCUGAAAGACCUAUUGACUCAGAACUUAAAUGCAUGAAUGAAGAAAUGGGGAAGAAACUUUUCAUGGCUCAAAAGAGAGGAGAAACUCGAGCAGUUUGUUUGGGCAUUGGAAUGAUUAUCUGCUCCGUAAUGAUGUUUUUUCUACUUGGAGUGACUGUGCUGCCUAAGUAUAUAAAAAGUGUGUGGACUAAAGAAACUAAGUGUACCCUCGUUCAAGCUACUUUCAAAGAGAGAGCCAACUGUAUUCAUAAUUCCAACACAAAGCCUGAAAGUAUAUUACAAUACCCCUGCCUGGAGGUAUUGGUAAAUUUGAAUUUUUCAGAAGAUGUUCUAAUGCUUUAUCACACAGAGGAAUCUUCCGAGUUGAAUAACAAGUGCUCCUACAUUCCUGAUUGUAAGGAAAACUACACAGAAAUUGCAAUGCAUGUACAGGAAAUUCAAGGAAGAUUUAAUAAGUCUGCUUCAUUUACCUGCUAUUUUGAUCCCAAAGGAAGACAGAAGAGUAUUAUUUUAAUAAGAAAGUUUGGACCUGAAAAGAUGAUUUUAUACUUUUUCUGGCCAGCCUCAAUGUUUACUGUUGGACUUUUUGUUGUUAUUAUUGUAAAAAUAAGUCAAUAUUUUGCCAUGCUUUCAGUGCAAGUAAACAAAGUAAAUACCUAAUUUUUUUGUACAUGUUACUCAUACAGGUUUAUUCUAUCAUUGACAAAAGUCAAAAUAUUAAAAAGAAAAAAAAAUGCACAUAAGGGAAUAUUUAUCAUAUCUGGUGCAAAGGAAAACUGGCUUAAAAGGUGUAAGUCACCGAUUUGUACCUAUGAAACUGGUUGUGACCUGUUGCGUGGCCCUGUCAAUCAAAGUGCAGAGGGCACGGCAGUUGCAGAGAGUGCAGAGCAUCUAGGUGUAGCUCCUGCGACUCUUAGAGGCUUAUUUGCAUAUAUUAAAACAUCAAUUUUCUCAGCAAUAUGGGCACAUAGUAGGACCAACACAGAUGCCUUCAGCUAACAAGUGCACAUGCAACAGGUCAGCCAGUUUCAUUGGUACAAAUCUGCUUACAGAUGCCCUUUAAUUGACCAUACCAAACAAUCAGAGUGAGCCUUUUAUUUUACAAAGGAACUCUGAAAUAUGAAGGAUGAAGUACAAUAGGUUGCAAUGGGCAAACUAAGCUAGAUUUACUUUAUAACCGUUUUGAUAAAUCUCCCCCAUAUUGAUUAGGCACUGAAUAGAGAAGAGCAAGGUUUUCAAAAACUUGAUUCGGUCAGAAUUAAUUUGUCACAAAGUGCGUUAAGUCAGGUCUAUCCCAUCUUGCAGUUAAACUUUAGGGAGAAUGUAUCCUUGUGUACAUCCCUAUGCCAUGCAGCAACAUGCAUAGAUAGUGCUUUUUGGUAGCAAAAUAGUUACUGUAUGUAUGAAAGUCACAUAUUUGGUUGCACACAUCAUCGUGCAGGCCACCAACAUUCCUAUCUAACCCCCAGCUAAACCUCCAAAAAAGCAUACAGCAUCUUUCAGUAAAGCAACAAAAAAAACUGUGUGCCCCUGCAGGUGUCCCAGUGACUCUUUAGUGGAACAAAAUAAGGAGGACAUGGAGGCAGCACCAAUACAGUAAUGGAGAAAAAGGGUUUUAUUCCAUGUUAUAGCAGUGCAAACACAGUGCAAAGCAUUUUAAGUCUUUCUUUUAGAUGUAGAAUGACUGUCCACCACCAUUAGACUUUGUUCACACUUCACUUAAUUGGUCAGUUAUUGUCAGCCCAAAGCAGGUGCUCGUCAAAGCCACAGAACAGGUGCAGAUCUAGUCAUGAUACCUAAUCCAAGAGUACGCUUGGCUUCUGAAUUUGCCUCCCAAUAAGUGAUGGAAAUAAUUGACCAAAUAACAGAAGUGUGAAUGCCGCCUUACAGGUCAGUGUUGGCAUCAGUUCUAAUUUAUCAGAGUCGACUUAACCAUGCAGUGGCCCAAAAUGUAAGCAGUGGCCCCAUGACAGUAGGGAGGGUGUCAGCAGUAAGUCUUUGUUCACGUCACAGUUUAUUUUUCUGUUCUUCUGAUCCGUCAGAAGAACAGUACCAAAAAAAGCGUAUCCUGUAGUUUGAGCAUCCACCUUCACACAGUCAGUAUUUGGUCAACAUUUGAUCAGAACUAGUAAGAAAAAAACAGGAAUGGUUCCAAAACAAAGAUAACGUGAUGGAAAUAUUUGCUAUCUGUGUUUUGGACGCAUUCCUGCUUUUGGAUUCCAAAUCAUGAUGCAAAAUGGUAACGCAUGUUAGGGGCAUUCUCGACACUCAAACGACAGGACCUUUUCUUGUUAGUUUUCUGUUCUUCUGAUGGAUCAGAAGAACGGAAAAAUAAAACGACGAUUAAAGGCUUGAAGUGUCACAAUAGUGGCCCCGGAGUGUAGAGGGUGAGGGGGCAACAACAGUGGCAGUAACAGCAGAAGAUGUUUGCAGAUCACAGUAGGGGCGGAUGGCAGUAGAGGCAGCAGGCAUUUGGCAUCAGGCAGGUGCAACGCACCGCUCCCCCGAUCGUGUCCCAGGUUUUUAGGAAUGCCGAGUGGUGAUGCAGCCUUAGUAGUUUUGUGAAUGUCACGGUGUUCCUACCUGGAUACCGUCGCUCCCCAUAGUUAGGCUCUGUAGCAAUAAAGGGGGGAGUGAUAGAUGGUGGAGUAAGAUUCCAGACUUGGUAAAAGUUCAGCAGCUUUACUUGAAUUAAUUAGCACCCAGACAAUCUUUAGUCUCUCUUGACUCCAGCUGUUUUUAAGGUAAACUGGCUUCCUUUCUCUGCUGUGCUACCCUCUGGCUUCAGUCUGGUAGCUGGAUUUUAUGACAGUUCUGGUACCUUUUGAGCUAGGUGCUUUUGGCUGUUGAUCCCUUCAUGAUACUCUGUUGGUAUCUGUAAGGAGUCUUGGUGCUCUAUGAGCUGCUUACCUUGGGUGACUCCUGCUACAGGAGAGGGGACCAUCCCCCUCACUGCACCAUCUUGACUUGUCUGCUUCCAAAUCUAGAUUGAAUAUAGCUUCCCCUCUGCCUUGGUAGUAAGCAGGACUAGCCCUUUUCUGCCCAAAAGGGGAAGAAUUGAAUGGUAUGUUCCAUUCUAUCUAAAGGUCUCUCUUUCUGUGGGCAGAAGUAAUGGGCCAUUUGUCACAAUGUUUUGGAGUGGCAGCACACUACAUUCGGGUCAUUACUGCCAGAAUGAUCUAGUCCAGUUGCUGCGAACCUUUGGGUUGCAGUUUAAACACUCAGCCUGUAAAAGGUUCAUCAUGACUGAUCUAGUCUGUUGUAUCAAGCACGAGUGUCUGGAAAUCCUGGUUAAUCCACACCUGAUUUAUCUUUAUAAAGGUUAGUCUCUCAACAAUUUAUGUUGAAAGGUGAAUUCUCUUUGUGGUAACUAUGCCACCAACUAGGCCAGUUGCAGCGACGUAUCAAGUUUGGCUGUCCAGUAGUUUAUCAUCAGAGACUCAAGACUUAGAUUGCUGCUGAUGGAGAUGAUACCCCCCAUCCCCCUCUAGCAGUCAUGGCAGUGAAAUGUGAGCUCAGAAAGUCCCCCCAGUUAGACAUUCGUGGGAGUCUCAAUUGUAAUUCAGUUCUUCAUCCCUCUUAUGAAGUAUAAAAAAGGCCCCGAUUUUAGACCGGUAGCAAGGGUCUAACAUUGUGGAGAGCCAGUAGUCAUCCCUCUGCUGAAUGGUGAUAAUGCAGCUGUCACUACUCAAGCAACUCAUCUGGGCAUUUGCGCAAGGGACUCAGAGGGACUUCCUGCCUCCAUCUCCACUACAUAUUGUCACGGUCUGUCGGAGUCAUCCGUGUCAUCCUAUAGCUCCUCCUGCUCCUCUCUUGUUGCUUCACCUAGUUCUGUAUAGAAUUCCUGGGUAUUUAUGUCCUCCUCCUCCUCAUACUCCUGUGUUAAUUCAGCUCCUCUUGUUCUUCUGGCUUCUCUCCUUGUGCAGUUAAACCACCUUAGUUAGUUUAUUUAAAUUCUGGGCGUUUAUGUCCUCCUCCUCAUCCUCUUUCUUCUUUCCAGUACAGCCUCCACAGGACUCAGGUGGCUGUGAGAUGUAGGCGCCAAGUCUUCUGUCCCCUCGCAAGUCAGAUUUAUCAGCAUCCCCUCCAGGAUGUGAAGGAGUGGAAUGACAUAAUUCAUUCCGCAGUCCUGGCGACUGACAAAUAAAGUAGUCUUCAAAAGGUCUGUGCAAAUGGCAGGUGUUAUGCAUGAGCUGCCACUGUCUAACAUCAAAGUUACACCGGGGAGUAGUCCUGUCUAUCUGCAUCAUCAAGAAAUUGGUCACAGGUUUCCUCUACUCAAACAGUCAGUCCAACAUGUGGAGGGUGGAGUUCCAACUUGUGGAAAUGUUGCAUAUAAGGGGAUGUAGGGGAAACACCAUUCUACCUUUGCAGCUCAAGGAGGUAGUGUUUUGCAUGGUAAGAGUGGCUAAAGUGCAUACACAGUUUCCUUGACAUUUUCAAGACAUCUUGCAGUUGGGUGGAAGACUUGAGGAACUGGGUGAAAACGACAUUUAAGACAUAUGUCAUGGGUCAGCCCUCUCUGAUACAAUGCAGGCAGAAUGUUUAUUCCUGUUAUCAGUGACCAUUGUUCCUAUCUCUAGUUGGCGAAGAGACAGCCAGGAUUUGAUUAAUUUUUUUAUUUUUUUUUGAUGACGCAGAGCAGUUCCUCCCCUCUGUGACUCUGUUCGCCAGGACUGACCAGGUGCCAAUGCCAUGAUUUGCAUAGGUGGUAUGCUGGAGGACCUGUCUGAACUAUGCCUCCAGGUGUAAGAUGAGGAGGCAGAGAAGGAUAUUGGAGCAGAAAUCCCACAAUUACAACAUGGAGGUGGCAUUACCAUCACCUGGCCAAGUUUCUGGUGUGCCUGGGCCCGGAACUACAUUUACCCAGUGGCCUGUAAAGGACAUAUAUUGUUCUUGACCAUAGAUACAGCUCCCCACAUCACCACUGGCAUGAGCUGUACCAGACACAGACAGGCUCAAAAAGGGGGAGGGGGAGGGAUCCACAGCACCGCAACAGGCUGGAAGAGGCAGUGGGGUGGCAAAAGGGAGAAGGCGGGCCACACCAAAUAGGCACGCACCUGUUCUCCGGAGCACGCUCUUGCGGCAAUCUCUCUUGCCAAGAGGUAGCUGUUCCGCAGUCUGGCGCUUUUUUGAGGAAAGUGCGGCUGAUAAAAGAAUUCUCAUUUGCAACCUGUCCCGUACCAAAAUGAGCAGUGGCAGGAAAACUAGCAACCUCACCACCACCAGCAUGAUCCGCCAUAUGGCAUCAAAGCACCGUAAUAGGUGAGCCAAAUGCCUAGGCCACAAUCUGUGUCUGCAAGUCACACCACUGCCUCAUCUUCCCCUGUGUUACAUGCUGGCCAAUCCCCUGUCCAAGACGCAGGCCCUGAUGCCUCCCAUCCUGCACCUGGAUCCUAGCAAGCAUCAUCAUCGACCACAUCCACUUCUGUGUACCAGCUCAGUGUCCAAAUGUCCUUAACCCAGGCAUUUGAACGCAAGCGCAAAUACCCAGCCACCCACCCACAGGCCAUAGCACU